GAUAAUAUUGGUGAGUCAACUUUUCCAUCAUUGCCUUCGUUUAUCUAGCCGCUAGGUCACUUUUCGUAACACAGAAAUCACAAGGCAGCAGCCAGAUACUUAUUUGCAGCUUCAGGAAUCCCGACACAGGAGCGGAGAUGAGCUAUCCCUACCCAGGGGGUGGUUACCCUGGCCAGGGCAUGCCGCAGCCUGGCUACCCAAGCACAAACCCACCAUAUCCUGGUGCUGCACCUGGAUAUCCUCAGGGUCCUGCUGCCAUGCCCAUGCCGGGUGCACCGCCAGCCCCAGCUUUGUACGGAGGUCCUGCUGGUUAUGACCAGAUGCCGGCGCCCCCUGGUGGACCCGGCCUGCCCUACAGCCCUCAGCCACCCUUGGGUUUCCAGACAAUGGUGGAUGAUGCAGCAACGGUGGCUAUGGCAGCUACAGCCUUUCGAGGAGGGGCAGGGCCUGUUGCCAUGCCGACGCCCCAGCCUCCUGGGCCUGCACCAUACCCAUCAGCAGGAGGAGGUGCUCCUCCUUAUCCUGUAGUCGGUGGAGGGACGGCAGCCCCUCCAAUGCCUCAAGCUCCCCCGCCAGCCAGUGGUUCCUUCCGCUCAGCCCCUCCUACUCAGCCCCACUCUCCGGUGCCUUCAGCCCCAGGGAGUCAGCGACGACCCCCACCCCAGGUCCCGACUGCCCCUGGGGGUCACAGGGCGGCCCCUACCCAGCCAACACCGCAGUCCAAAGCAGGCGGUGCAAGUCAAACUCGUCACAAAUAUGGCACCCUGCGAGAACACCAGCCGUUUGACCCCCACGCUGACGGACAAACCUUGAGGAAUGCAAUGAGAGGAGUGGGUACCGAUGAGAAAGCUAUCAUUGACAUCAUGGCCCAUAGAUCCAAUGACCAGAGACAGAAGAUCAUCUUGCAGUACAAGACCAUGUAUGGAAAGACUGAUGAGAAAGUGCUGAUAGAAAUCUUAACCACACGGACAAACCAAGAGCUGACUGAAAUCAAGAUAGCUUACAACACAGACUACAAUAAGAACUUGGAGCAGGACAUUAUCGAUGACACGUCUGGCCACUUCAAGAGGUUGAUGGUGUCUUUGGCACAGGGGAACCGGAGUGAGAACACGACAGCGGACAUGGCACAGGCUCAGAGGGAGGCUAAGGAGUUGUAUGAUGCUGGCGAGAAGAAGUGGGGUACGGAUGAGUCCAAGUUCAAUGCCAUCCUGGUUUCGCGCAGCCCGGCCCAGCUCAGGGCCACGUUUGACGAGUACAGCAAGCUGUGCAAGUACACCAUGGAGCAGUCCAUCAAGAGGGAGAUGUCAGGGGACCUGGAGAAGGGCAUGCUGGCUAUCGUGAAGUCAGCAAGAGAUACUCCUGCAUUCUUUGCUGAGAAGUUAUACAAAUCAAUGAAGGGACUUGGAACAGAUGAUGACACACUGAUCCGCAUCGUGGUGUCCCGCUGUGAGGUGGACAUGCAGCUGAUAAAGCAGGCGUUUCAGGCCAACUACAAACAGACACUUGGUCGCUUCAUCGCUGGUGACACUUCCGGAGACUACCAGAAGAUCCUGCUGGCUCUGAUUGGAGGAAAGGACUAAUUAUAAUAUAGGAUUGAGCAGAUGUCAUCCUAUACAUGUUCUCUGGAGACAUCUCUCCUUAAGUUAAAUGAUAGUGAAAUAGGAAUGUAAUUGCAUGGAUUUAUAAAAUCUGUAUUAUGAAUGUCAUUAAAGAUGUAAUGUUAUGGCUAAUAGUAAAUGUCUUUCCAUGAUGAUUUUAUCAAGGACUGUUUUUCAUCUGAAAUUGUAUUUGUCUUCCCAUUUUAUACAAUAUUUCUGUAAUACCCAAUCAUGAAUAUUGUACAGGAUUUUAUUGCAGUGGACAACGCUAUCUUUGGAAAUUCUAAAGAGAUUAUGAUAUAAUUUAAUAGUAAUCAUUGUUGUCAUUAGCUUACAUUGUGAAUUUUAAAAAAAUAGGUGCUACAACAUGUAGAACGCAUACGUAUUACUACAUUACGUAUUUGGCUAUAGUGUCAAGCAUAAUUUAUAUGACCUGUGCAGUACUUGUUGUAUUACAACGUGUGAUACUAAGAAAAGUCAAGGGCUUCUUUAAACCUACUUGUGAUGGUUCCUCUUGAUGUUAGAAUACAUGGGGUGGGGUUAGAAAGUUUUUGAUAUUUGGUGGUAAUACAACAUGGAAUCUUUUCCAAAACAUUUAUGAUAAAACCUCCUUGGUAUUACUAUGAUAUGAAAGUACUUGUAUCAGUUUGAAUGUAUGUUUGACCGAGAUUCAGUUUUGUAGUUUUAGUUUGUAGUAUUUUUAGUCUAUAGUUCAAUAAUAAUAUAUAAUAUAUAUAUAUUCCAACUGGAGUGUUUUCUGCUGUAUAACUGUGCUUCUAUUAUCAGGGAUGUUUAUAAUAAAGGCAGUUUUUAAUCGUUUUAUAGAACAAGUCAACAAAUAUGUUAUAAACUGUUUUAAUGUCAUGAUGUUACUGUCAAGAGUCUCUUGUAACUUCCAGUAGUGUCGGAACUUCAGUGAAGUAUCAGGAACAAUAAAUGAAAUUAUUAUGGACAAAGUUG
Branchiostoma floridae (Florida lancelet) is the source of this 2558-nucleotide messenger RNA. RefSeq names its product annexin A5-like. Gene Ontology annotation, molecular function: calcium ion binding; calcium-dependent phospholipid binding. The record is from RefSeq and is a predicted model, not a curated record. Lineage: Eukaryota; Metazoa; Chordata; Leptocardii; Amphioxiformes; Branchiostomatidae. Gene Ontology annotation, cellular component: cytoplasm.